UUUAAAAGAUCUUCAAUCCAAAGAUACAAAUUGAUCAAAUUUACAACAACAAUAACAAGAGAAAUAAAAAGCAAUAAAUAAAAGUGUUAAAAUUGAAAUUAAAGAAAGAAAAUAAUAUAGUGACUACCGCUUGAAAAAUGCUUAAAAUUUUGAUAAAGUUUAAAUAUUACAACAACUGCAACAACAACACGUAUAUAAAAGAUAAAAACUACGAUAAAGACGAAGGUGAAAAAGACAACUGUCAGCAUCGCUAUCAGCAGAAGCAGAAUUUACAUGCCACCGGGCAUCAACGUUACACAGCAAGAAAGUAAAUUUUUGGAAAUUUAAAAGAUUUCUCACACUCGCUUACUUGUGUGCAAGUGUGUGUAUGUGGUUAUUGUUGAGUUUUGCUUGAAGAUCUCAAUUUAAGACGUUCAUUGGAAUAUUUGGUUGAAACCAAAGUCUAAAGCUUAAAGAGUAUUAAUUCGGUGUAAGAUUCGGUUAAGAUUAAACGUGUGUGUAUGAGUUGGAGCUUUUAAAACAAACUCAAAUACAAAAAAAUGCAUUUCCUGCAUUCCCGUUUUAUCAGCAUUGUGGCUUUUAUUUCAAUAAUUUUAAUACUUCAACCGAAAUUCAGCAUAGCCUUCGGUCAUAAAUGGCAUGCAAUGAAGAGUACAUUUCGCUAUUUGCAAGAGACCAUGUUAAGAACAAGUCUCAAUCGUGCUCAACUUAAUUACGGCAUUAUUUUUGAAUGUCGUACAACCUCAAAUGUAAGAAUAGGAGAAGAAGCUCACUUCAGCUUGCAGUUAGGAGACCUUAAAGGUUUUCGUAUGUUAGACAGCAAUAAAAGAUUAGCGCUAUUUCUGCAUGGCUGGAAUGAUGAGGGCAGUAAAGGCUGGGUGCAGGAAAUGUUAAGAACUUGGACCUAUUUUGAUCCGGAGUGCAGCGUAUGUGUUGUCGAUUGGGGCAAUUUGUCACAGAAUGAUUAUAAGACAGCUUCCAUGUCCAUAUUCGAUGUCGGCCUAACGGUGGCAGGUAUUGUGGAAGCCUUAGAACAAUUAAGCUCGAAUAAGUUUAGCCGUAAGAAUGUAACUAUAGCUGGCUAUAGUUUGGGAGCACAUGCAGCUGGUUUUGCGGGUACUGCUCUUAAUGGUGAAGUUGAACAAAUUAUAGGUUUAGAUCCAGCAGGACCACUAUUUACCAUGCCCUCUGUGGUGUCACCAGAAUAUAGACUGGAUCAAAGUGAUGCACAAUUUGUACAGAUUCUACACACGUCGGCCGGUACGUUAGGUUCGGGUGUGAAAGCAGGUCAUGCUGAUUUCUAUCCCAAUGGCGGCAAGGCACCACAGAGUAACUGUCGUCUCUUUAUGAAUCUACAGGAUGUACAAAAUACCAAUCCCAUAGCCUGCAGCCAUUCGACGGCAGCUGUGUUUUUUAAACAGUCCAUGGAUCCCACUUAUGCCUUUAUGGGCUACCACUGUGAUAGUUAUAAGAAUUAUGCCCGUGGUCUUUGCUGGAACAAUCGCCGUGGUCGUUUUGGCAUUCAUUCACAACGUGCUAGUUAUGGUAAUUUUUACUUUGAUACGGAGCCCAAUAAACCUUAUGUAAAGCAGACAACCAGACGACGUUGGAGACCUCCACAACGUUGGAACAGUCGUUAUGGCUAAUGAUAUAGCAUAGUAGUAGUUGUUGUAGUUACUGUUUUAAUGUACAAAUAUAUUUUCUUUUCGACA
Lucilia cuprina (Australian sheep blowfly) is the source of this 1712-nucleotide messenger RNA. RefSeq names its product pancreatic lipase-related protein 2. The record is from RefSeq and is a predicted model, not a curated record. Lineage: Eukaryota; Metazoa; Arthropoda; Insecta; Diptera; Calliphoridae. Gene Ontology annotation, molecular function: lipase activity. The transcript has 4 exons. The coding region runs from base 540 to 1646 and encodes 368 amino acids.